CGGGAAGUGACAGCUAUCUAACCGGAUGUGAUAUGUUUUUGCAGUAACACCGAGACAUUGUUACAGGAACAAGGCAGCUUAUAAAAUACAGACUAUGCACCAGAGUGAAAACACUUGUUUGAAGAUCAGUGAAUUAUCCUGAAGGAACAGCCAAGAUGCUAAUUAAUGCUGUAGGUUACUAUGCUUCUCUGUGGCUCACUGCUGACUUUGUGGAGCAGAAAAUUGUGUGUAAGAAAAAGGUGUAUGACCCCUACAAGGCUGCUCGCUCUGUGACCGUCAGGGCAGGAGUAGUGGCUCCUUUGGUGUAUACGUGGCUGAAAGUUGGAGAGAAGAUACUUCCAGGGAGGUCACUUCGCACCGUUGUCAUCAAAGUCUGCAUCGACGCCUUCGCCUUUGGUCCUGUUGCUAUUUCAUCAUUUUAUAUAUCAUCCUCUUUGUUAGAAGGAAAGGGUGUACAGGGAGCCGUGGAGGAAUGGAAACACAAGCUUGUACCAACAGUGAAGAGAGCUUGGUGUUUGUGGCCUGGUGUACAACUUGUAAACUUUAUGUUUGUUCCCCCGACCAGACGAGUGUACGUUGUAGGGACAGUCUCGUUGUUCUGGUCCGUGUUCCUGUGCUACAUGAAGGAUGAUUCUAUAAAACAUGGCCGCCGUACAGGAUUAGACGAGGCCUAGAAGAUGUGUAUGUCCCAACUCUAUACAAGAAUGUCAAGUUACUGCAUGUACAGGGAUGGCUGCAGUACUGGUGAUGACAUCAUGUGAUAUUCCAGAUUUCCAUAUUGCUUUGUAUACAACAUAUCGGUAAAGUGAAACCUGUCUUUACUGACACUAACAGGAACAUUUGGUCAGAUAUGACAGUCUGUCAGUAUAUUCAGUGUAAACAGACCUUAUAUCAGUCUUUUGGGACCAUAGAUAACAUUUGAUAUUAGUCAUUAGUGUCAGGUGUCAGUAAAGUCAGGGUUUCAUGGUAUGACUACAUCAUACAUGUAUAUGUUACAUUAUUUGUCUAUUCAAGAUGGUCGGAUGUGAUAGUGCCAAUAUUGUGUUUUAAUGUUUUAUUUAAGUUUGUGAUUUGUGAAACACAGGAACAGCUAUUUGUGGUUGUGAACAUACAGAAAACUAUUAUAGAGAAAAACCCAGGGAUUCUAACACCACUAAAACCAUAAUUAUAUUUAAGUGUGUUGUCUUGGGGUGCAAGAUGCAAAUUUACAAAAGUAUUCAAAUUAUUGUAAAGGCUAAUUCAGUAAAAAGAUCUACCCAACGGGACGAAUUCAUGUUUUUCAACAUGUGUGACCACCCACAGACGCAGUUCUUUUUGCAGUCCUUGAGUCGGGUAGAUUGUGUAGAGGAAUCGGCAUUACAUGUAUAUAACAUGCAGUCCUCAUGUUGGGUAGAUUGUGUAGAGGAAUCAGUGUUACAUGUAUAUAACAUGCAGUCCUCGUGUUGGGUAGAUUGUGUAGAGGAAUCAGCGUUACAUGUAUAUAACAUGCAGUCCUCGAGUCGGGUAGAUUGUGUAGAGGAAUCAGUGUUACAUGUAUAUAACAUGCAGUCCUCGUGUUGAGUAGAUUGUGUAAGAGGAAUCAGUGUUACACGUAUAUAACAUGCAGUCCUCGUGUCGGGUAGAUUGUGUAAGAGGAAUCAGUGUUACACGUAUAUAACAUGCAGUCCUCGAGUCGGGUAGAUUGUGUAAGAGGAAUCAGUGGUUAAAUCUCCAAUUAUAAUCCAGUAUAUACACUAUAUGAAAUGAUCACUAAGUAUUUUUGUAGAAAGUAUAUUUCAUAGAUAACACAAGAUCAAAAUUAUGGACGAUUAUAUUUUUGUAGGCAAAGCUGAAAGAAAUAUCCAAGUUUGAGAAUAGAAUGUUUAGAUUUAAGUGUAAAUUUUUAGAAAAGUAAUUCUAGAUCGAAAUUAUUUUUGUAGGAUGUAUACACUCAUAAACAAUUAUAACCUGCAAAAAAUGCUGAUUUUUUCAAACACUACCAGGGUAACUACUGCAUUUUUACAUAUGUUAUAUAUUCCAAGGAUUCUGAGAUCCAUCAGCACUGUAUAGAAGAUCUACAUGAUAUGUUUGUGUGGUAGUAAACUGCAAUAGUGAUGUCAAAGUAUUGAUAAGCCAGUUAAAUGUUGCUGGUGAUUUAUAAAGGUUGUUAGGUGUAUAUUGUUACUAUGGAAUACUACACUGUAACAAAAUAGUUGUUAGGUGUAUAAUACUACACUGUAACAAAAUAGUUGUUAGGUGUAUAUUGUUGCUAUUGAAUACUACACUGUAACAAAAUAGUUGUUAGGUGUAUAUUGUUACUAUGGAAUACUACACUGUAACAAAAUAGUCGUUAGGUGUAUAUUGUUGCUAUUGAAUACUACACUGUAACAAAAUAGUCGUUAGGUGUAUAUUGUUACUAUGGAAUACUACACUGUAACAAAAUAGUCGUUAGGUGUAUAUUGUUGCUAUGGAAGGUUAAAAGUACGCAAUAUCAAAUCAUUAUAACGACAGUUAUAACAACAUUCAGCUGUUUGAAGCCAUGUUACUUUGUAUAUCAGGUAAUGACAAAUUAACUUAAUUAAAGACAUCAAAAUUUUGUUUAACAGGUAAUGACAAUUCAACUUAAUUAAAGACAUCAAAAUUUUGUUUAACAGGUAAUGACAAUUUAAUUUAAUUAGAGACAUCAAAAAUUUGUAUAACAGGUAAUGACAAUUCAACUUAAUUAAAGACAUCAAAAAUUUCAUUCAUAAUGCUAAAGUUGCAUAAUUAUGAAGAUUUAAUGAUAUCACCAUAAAACAUUUCAUUGGCAAAUUGUGCUACUUAUAUGAAGUUUAUAUGUGUGGAUGUACAUGGUUUACCUAGAAGUUAUUCUAUUGUGUUUGAUUCCCCUCAUCAACUGCUGUGCUGCUACAUACUAUUGAUGUAGACUUAGGGUUGUGUUAGAAGUGUGUUUGUUAUAAUAUUACCGGUGAAAUAUAAAGUGUUGUAAACUUAUAUAAAUGAUUUCAUACUUUCAACAGUUGACACUUUUGUUAUGUACUCGGACUAAACCUACCAAUCAGAGAGCAGGAGUUAGACUAAACCUACCAAUCAGAAAGGAGUUAGACUAAACCUACCAAUCAGAAAGGAGUUAGACUAAACCUACCAAUCAGAGAGCAGGAGUCAGACUAAACCUACCAAUCAGAGAGCAGGAGUUAGACUAAACCUACCAAUCAGAAAGCAGGAGUCAGACUAAACCUACCAAUCAGAGAGCAGGAGUUAGACUAAACCUACCAAUCAGAGAGCAGGAGUUAGACUAAACCUACCAAUCAGAGAGCAGGAGUUUAACAUUAAAUGUAAAGAGUAAUAAACAGUAAGAAUUGGUGAUGUUCACAAUAGACAGAAAUGUAUCUCUGCAAUACAUCAUUCUACAGUGUUAACUGGGUGGUGGCGAGUUUUAUUAACACGAAUAUGAUAGACGGAACCUUUUUGAUGAAUGACAGUCAUAUUUUACUGGGAUAUUGACUACCUAUCAUUAUAUACCUGUGAAUCAUGCAUAAUGUAAUUUGAACUCCACUUGGUGUUAUUUCCACCAACAUGUUGGCUGGGUGGGAAUGAACCAUCAAAAUGGCUGGGGACAUAUACAUGUAGUGUUUUCCCUGCCAUACAUGUAGUGUUCAGUUCAUCACACAUGUUUGAUUUAGAUCUGUUUCUCAUGCUACCGUUUUAGAAUGCUGGUGUUUUUCCAGGAAGAUUCAGGUCUAACAGAUUUUAUGAUAUCAAAUUGUGCACAAACUUUUAAUUAUUUUAAAUUUUUGACAAUUUUGGUGAUUUAGUACUUUUUUGUAUGACUGCAUAGGCUCUACGGUCACUCAUAAAAUCAAUUCUCAGGAAGCUCAACAUUAAUAAGGCUUUGUCUACAGCCACAUUGGUACAAUUAUAAUCACUGAAACAAUGAAUGUGUUUUAAUAUUACAAAGUGCAUUAGAAUAUAUUAUUUUAUAUGUAUACUCGAUCAUUAUUUUAUUUGUGUACCCAAUCAUUGUUUUAUGAUAAAUAUUUUGAAUUAUCAAUUUUAUAAAUAAUUUUGUUUUUAAUAACGCUGAACUUAGUGAUCAUGAUCGUGACAGUUUCUAAUACAGAUAUUUUUGUAUACACUAGGAUGAUCUUAAAAAUUAUCAGAAUUUAAUGUACAAUGUAUUUGUGUUAUCAGUGAAAUCAACUAUGAUUUAAAUGUCAAAGAUCAUUUUUAUAAAAGAUGUCAUUUGUAAAUCACACACUUCAUAUUUAUAAAUCACUAGUGCAAAGUAAUAGUAGAUGUUUGUAAAACAAUUAUUAUGUGUGAAUUUUUAUAAACUAAUGUUUUUUAUUAACCUUAGCUGGUUCUAAAGUCUUUAAUGAUUUAAAUGCUAAUCUUAAAUCUGUUUGUUAAGUUUAUAUACUUUUCAAUUUUAUUAUACAGGAUAUUCUUCAGUAGAAUAGUUGUUUGUUAUUUGGUAUCAAGCUUUUUAUGUGUGAUAUAUUUUGUGUUCGAGGCUGAUGACAAUUAACUUUGUUAGAUAAUCAACACCUCUAGAUCUAGGCACCUUAAUGAUAGAUGUACAUCGAUAUCCCCUGUAACAGUGAAAUCACUGACACAAUAGUAAUAAUUCAGGGAUACUCCAAAUCAGGGCAGAUUCUGUGAUUCGUUAUAAUUUAAAAAGAGAGGUAAUUUAAUAGUAUGAACUUUUAUACAGAACAAUCAGAAGUUCAGUACCUAGUUUCCUCUGAAAUAUGUGUGUAUGGGAUUAAUUAGGACAGGAGUUCCAAUUUUAUUUUGAUUUCAGAAUUUCUUGAUUUGUUUUAAAACAUGAAACCUAGAAUUUCUAGGCUGCUCAUAUUUGUUCCUCCCAUUUCACUGUUUUCCUCCUACAAGUAUAUCUUUCACAUCCCUAAUUGCUGUUGGAAGAAGAUUGUAUUACAUGUAUUUGUCAAUGUAAAACGGUACUACAACGUCAAUUAUACUAAAAAAAAAACAUCAUUCUGAAACAACUUAAUGUCAUUAUAUUUGUAAAUCAAAGCUGAUUUAUAAUGUAAAUUUCUGCUAUUUAUAGCUUAGUCUCUAGUUAAUUAAUCUUAAUUAGUAAAAUAAAGUAUAAGAAACCAAGCUUAGAAACAGGAUGUUAAUUGAUGAUGAUAUUGUUUAUUGGUUCUUUUUCUUUAACUAGAAAUAGAUUUCCUUCUGCUAUGUAUAGCUUAGUCUCUAGUUAAUUAAUCUUAAUUAGUAAAAUAAGGUAUAAGAAACCAAGCUU
Pecten maximus is the source of this 5248-nucleotide messenger RNA. Its product is annotated as mpv17-like protein. NCBI's taxonomy places the organism in Eukaryota, Metazoa, Mollusca, Bivalvia, Pectinida, Pectinidae. Gene Ontology annotation, cellular component: cytoplasm; membrane. Bases 156 to 674 code for a protein of 172 amino acids. The record is from RefSeq and is a predicted model, not a curated record. The transcript has 5 exons.